Molecule: messenger RNA, 594 nt
Organism: Dioszegia hungarica
Lineage: Eukaryota; Fungi; Basidiomycota; Tremellomycetes; Tremellales; Bulleribasidiaceae
Exons: 4
Coding region: 1-594 (197 amino acids)
Source: RefSeq, a predicted model, not a curated record
AUGCGCUCUACUAUCGCUCUCGCCCUCUUCUCGGCCGCCGCUGUCUUUGCCGCGCCCGUCGCCAAGCGUGCCGACGGCGGAAACGCCUACACUGGUCUCGGCGGUCAGGCUAUUGGUGGCUCCAGCACCGAGAUGUCCCAGGGAGACGGCCCGUUCGGUCAGGGCAACGGCCUCGCCGACAACGCCAAGGUCAUCAAUGCCUUCUCGGGCAACGCCGGCGAUGGUGGCAAGGCCAAGAGCGGUGAUGCUCUCGGCGGCAAGGGUGCCAUCUCCUACUCUUGGAUCGAUGGCAACUGGGUCGCCAGCGGCAAGGGCGGUGACGCUUACACCGGUCUCGGCGGUGUCGCCAACGGCGGUAACAAGGGAGAGUACCACUACGACAAGCGGUGCUUCAACGGCCAGUGCGGCUCGUACGGCUACGGCCACAACGCCGAGGGUCUGACCAAGAACCUCAAGCUCGGUCAGAUUGCCACCGGAAACGCUGGUGACGGUGGUGACGCCUCAUCUGGCUCUGCGGUCGGCGGUGAUGUCGCCGGUGUCCGCUACACCGCCGACUCUCCUCGGUACACUGGCGAAGGCAUCCGAUACUACUAG